Phragmites australis (common reed) is the source of this 2295-nucleotide messenger RNA. RefSeq names its product pentatricopeptide repeat-containing protein At3g47530. Gene Ontology annotation, molecular function: RNA binding; protein binding; zinc ion binding. The record is from RefSeq and is a predicted model, not a curated record. The transcript has a single exon. Gene Ontology annotation, biological process: RNA modification. Bases 59 to 1843 code for a protein of 594 amino acids. Lineage: Eukaryota; Viridiplantae; Streptophyta; Magnoliopsida; Poales; Poaceae.
CGCGAGAUUCAAAGCAAACUCUGGCCUCCACGCUCGCGCCCGUUCCUCUCCUCGGGCCAUGGCAUCAGCGUCGCAUCUCGCGCGCGCUCCCCGCCCCACCCCGACCUCCUCCUCCGUCGCCGCCGCACUCCUCGCCUCCGUAUCGCCCCUCCCCGCUCGCCGCUUCCUCCAGCUCCACGCGCACCUCCUCCGCACGGGCCUCCUCGCCCUCUCCCCCGCCGCCGCCGCCUCCUCCUUCCUCUCCCUAGCGGCCGCCUCCCUCUCGUCCCCGCGCACGCUCGCCGUCCUCGACCACCACCUCACCCCGGCCUCCCUCCCCUCCACCUUCCGCUGCAACUCCAUCCUCCGCGCCCUCUCCGAUCCCCAUGACGCGCUCCGCUUCCUCCGCCGCAUGCGCGCGCUCGGCCGCCGCGGGAACGCCUUCACCCUGGCCAUCCUCCUCAAGCCCCGCUGCACACUCGCCCAUUCGCGCCAGCUCCACGCCAACGUCGUGGUCGAGGGGCACCUCAGCGACGCCCUUCUGGCUACCUCGCUGAUGAGGAGCUAUGCUGAUUGCGGUGACGGGGGCGGCGCGCGGAAGCUGUUUGACGAAAUGCCGGUGAGGGACACGGUCGCAUGGAACGUUUUAAUCACCUCUUAUGCGAGGAACCGGCGGACAAAGGACGCUCUGAAGAUUUUUGAGGAGAUGAGGGGCAGGGAGAGUGAGGCGGAGCCGGAUGAGGUCACCUGCAUUCUGCUCCUCCAGGCAUGCACAAGCCUGGGUGCACUCGAUUUCGGGGAGAAGGUUUGGGUGUAUGCGGAGGAGCAUGGUUAUGGGGGCGAGUUGAAGGUGCGCAACUCUUUGAUCGCGAUGUACUCGAGGUGUGGGUGUGUCGAGAAGGCAUACCAGGUGUUUUGUGAGACUCCUCGGAAAAGUGUGGUCACAUGGAGUGUGAUGAUCUCGGGGUUGGCAGCAAAUGGCUUUGGGAAGGAUGCUAUCGCAGCAUUUGAGGAGAUGAUUAAAUCGGAUGUUCCUCCUGAUGAGCAAACAUUUACUGGUGUGUUCACUGCAUGUAGUCAUAGCGGAUUACUCGAUGAGGGUUUCAGGUUUUUUGACAUGAUGCAAGAUGAGUACCGAUUGAAGCCAAAUGUUUGCCAUUACGGGUGCAUUGUUGACCUAAUGGGCCGCUCUGGCUUGCUUGAUGAGGCAUACGAGCUUGUGAGCAAAGAGAUGAGGGUUGCACCAGAUGCGACAAUUUGGCGGACUCUUCUUGGUGCUUGCCGAAUUCAUGGUCAUGUUGAUCUUGGGGAGCGCGUGAUCAGUCAUCUAAUUGAACUGAAAGCGCAGCAAGCUGGGGAUUAUGUUCUGUUGUUGAACACUUAUGCAGCAGUGGGGGAUUGGAAGAAGGUAGCAGAAGUCAGGAAGUUAAUGAAGGACAAAGGAAUACAAACUACUCCUGGCUGCACUACUGUAGAGCUUAACGGUGAGGUUCAUGAGUUCAUUGCAGAUGAUGAUACACAUCCAAGAAAGGUGGAGAUUUAUGAAAAACUCAAUGAGAUAAACAGGCAUUUAAGGAUUGCUGGCUAUGUUCCAAAUGUGUCAUCAGAGUUGCAUGAUUUGGAUUCAGAGGGGAAGGAAAGUGUCCUCACCUAUCACAGUGAGAAGCUGGCAAUUGCUUUUGCUCUUCUUGUCACGCCGCAACGCAGACCAAUAAGACUUGCAAAGAAUCUUCGUGUUUGUGUAGACUGCCACAAUUUCACGAAGGUGUUUUCUGGUGUUUAUAACCGGUUAGUUAUUGUCAGGGACAGAACACGAUUCCAUCAUUUUGAGGGAGGUCAGUGUUCAUGCAAUGAUUAUUGGUAGUCCAUGCUUGCCUGUCUGUUGCAUUUACGGUGCAUCACAUGUGAAGUACUCACGUCCACACACGCAUUGGAUGUCAGAGCAACCCUGAAUGCUGGAAUUGGCAGCCUUAACAUCAUAAGCACUUGAAGAGCUUUAGCGUGACGAUAAUAAGUUUUUCACACAAGUGGCUUCUUGUUUGUCUGUUGUCGAAACUCGAAAGUACUAUCAUCGCAUAAGAACCAGAUCCCAAGUAAAUAUAUAAGAAUGAGGUCCUUACAGAGUUACAAUAGGACUCUGGCUCACAGCUGUAUCAGUAUUGGGGAUCUUGCCUACAACAGCAAUAUCCAAGACUCAGCUAUUGACUAGUCAAAAAGAUUGUUUAUACUGGUAAUAGAAACACAAACAGUGCUUAUAAUAGGCAUAAUAUGUUGGCAAGCCGUAAAGAAAUUAAGAACAAGUGGAUAGCUGCGUAA